AUGCGGUACAGAAAGAGAACCAGAGAAACAGAGAGUCAAGACACCAACGAAGCAGAGCUCUGGGGCCGUGCUUCAUGCACGACUCCCGGGAUCUUCUUCCGGCCCAGCGAGGAGAGCCCAGUUCGUCUCCUCGCCUCUGAAGAUCAGUCACCCAAAGCUGCUCCAGAUGCGAGCCGGAAGCGACAACCGGCUCUGCUGAGUCUCCCCUGGUGGCUGCAUAUUGCAACCUUUUUCUCUCGAAUCCAGCUGUAG
Penicillium subrubescens is the source of this 252-nucleotide messenger RNA. RefSeq lists its product as uncharacterized. The coding region runs from base 1 to 252 and encodes 83 amino acids. Lineage: Eukaryota; Fungi; Ascomycota; Eurotiomycetes; Eurotiales; Aspergillaceae. The record is from RefSeq and is a predicted model, not a curated record. The transcript has a single exon.